This is a messenger RNA of Hibiscus syriacus, 1110 nucleotides long. RefSeq lists its product as uncharacterized. The transcript has 6 exons. Bases 1 to 1110 code for a protein of 369 amino acids. The record is from RefSeq and is a predicted model, not a curated record. Lineage: Eukaryota; Viridiplantae; Streptophyta; Magnoliopsida; Malvales; Malvaceae.
AUGUGGCUCAAUGACCUGAAGAUUAUGCUAGAGAAUCUUCAUUAUUCUGAAAUGGAGAAAUUAGAUGGUGUAGUUUCUUUAUUACGGGGUCAAGCUAGAAUUUGGUGGUCUAAUGUGACGAUGCGAGCUUCAAGGGAUCAGAAAGGGAAUCACACGGUGUAUGAGUUCGAGUGCGACUUCAACAAGUUCAGUCGAUUUGCUGCAGAGUUUGCCCCUAUAGAGAGGGAAUCUUGUGAUUGGUUUGUGGAGGGUUUAUGCCCCAGACUGAAAGAGUUAUUGUUGGCACUUAGUCUCUUUUCCUUUCAAGAGGUUGUGAAUAUAUCUAAAGCCCUGGAGCAAGCUCAAAACAAGAGGUUCUUUCAGAUAUGUGGUAAAUCUAUUUUAGUAUUGAUUGAUCCCGGAUCAAAUUAUUCCUAUGUUAGUAGUAAACUAGUUAAAGACAUGAGAAUUCCGUUAGAACCUGUACGUAGUGAGGUGAUUGUGACUAAUCCAUUAGGACAUAGUUCUCGGUUUGAGUGGACUUCUGAUCGUCAGAAGAGUUUUGAAGUAUUGAAGAAAGUUCUGAUAGAAGCUCCAGUGUUGGUAGUUGCUUAUGCUUCAAUACAACUUAAACCUCAUGAAAAGAAUUAUUCGACACAUGACCUUGAAUUAGCAGUUGUGGUCUUUGCAUUGAAAUUUUGGCGGCACUAUAUAUAUGACGAGAGUUGCUAUAUCUUCAUCGAUCACAAGAGUUUGAAGUAUUUGUUAACAAAAAUGGAUUUAAAUUUGAGACAAAGAAUACAAAUGCAGUUACUUAAGGACUAUGAUGCCAUUAUUGAUUACUAUCCCGGAAAGACCAAUGUAGUAGCUGACGCUCUUAGUCGGAAGACUUUUGCUGCUUUACGUAGUUUGGAUACUCGAAUCGUGUUAAAGGAAAAUGGUGCAUUGAUGGAUGAGUUGAUGUUGAAACCAUUAUUGUUAAAACAUAUUAAGGAAUUACGAAUGAGGGAUGAUAAGUGUUUACCUUGGUUUGGACAAUUGGAAAAAGGUGAACUUAAGGAAUUUCAGGUUCAAAGAGAAGAACCUCUAUUAUCAGCCAGUCUACGAGACUACCACUGGAACAAGUUUUAG